Molecule: messenger RNA, 2073 nt
Organism: Dendronephthya gigantea
Lineage: Eukaryota; Metazoa; Cnidaria; Anthozoa; Malacalcyonacea; Nephtheidae
Product: nexilin-like
Exons: 4
Coding region: 1-2073 (690 amino acids)
Source: RefSeq, a predicted model, not a curated record
AUGCUGUGGCAGCUAACGCGGGUAAAUCAAGCUUACAAAAAAGGAAAGAACAGUACGCGAAUACUGCGCUUACGACACAGUGAUGAUGCGGAGUUUGAACCUGAGGUACGUUCGUCCGAGAGUCACAAUGUCCCGCCGGUGCGAAAGGUAUCUGGUAGCAGUGUGAAGGACGACGAGUGGUCUCAGUUAGAAACACAGAGGACGGCACCAGGGGCGAGUGAAUUCUAUACGGAAGAUGAACUUAAUCGUAUGGAAAAACAGUCUCAGAGCAGCGACGAGAGAAACAGGAAGGUUAGCGAAGAAUGGCGUUCGACAAUGAGGACUCCACAAGUUCGAGGUGUCAACAAACCAAAAAGCCAGCUGAAGAAAUCUGAUUCUUGGAUACGUGAAAGGCCGGAGUUGCCUGAAGAACCGACACUGAAGGAACCCCCAUGGUUGGAUCUUGUUAGAAAACGAAGAUGGAGAUCAACAGUGAAAGCGCGGUUUCCGCAGACAGAAAGAGAAAGGAUACAAUUCGAGCGAAGACUGGAUACCAGCAAGAAAGGCCUGAAAUUUAACCCACGUGGUGAGCCCACGGGUAUUACUGGUCCAGAAAUGGAUGAUGAACUGUCGUUAUAUCUGAUACAACAGCGCAGAAGAAUUGAAUCGGAUGACGUAGUCGACUCAGGCUUUCCGUCAGCCAAUAGAAGCUCAGUAUCGUCUGCAAAUCUCAGCUCGGUAUUUUCUGAGCGUUCCUUAAGCGAAUCUGCUUUCCAAGACGAUGAAUACCAUGAUGACGACCCGAAAAAUCGAGAGUUGGCUGCCGAGAAGGGGAUCUUAAAUCUCUCUCGUCCUCCUAUCAAAGGUCCUAAGAAAGAGGUACAUAAAAAUCUAGCUAUGGAACGAUCUAGGCAGUCUACAAUGAAAUGGCGGUUUUCAAUCGAUCCUCAUGAAGCACCAUUGUGGACCCAGCUGCCAAAGCCUUCUGAUAUCGAGGCGUUGAACAACAUGGACGUCGGCUUAGAAGCGAAAUAUUGGAGCUCUAGAAAAAAAUUCCAAACCGGGCAAUUUAACCCUCCAAAAGUUCUUCCAAAGCCUCGCAGCCGGUCGUCCUCAGGAAUUUCUCGAUCCCAUUCAAGUGGCGAAGUUGACUUCGCCCGGCGUUCAUCACACGCUAGUACAUCUGGAACAGAAGAAAUGAUCCCACUUGCCUCGCGUUCUAGCGUGAAGGAAAUGAAACAAAAACUUGCAUCCGGAGAAUAUCUGACGUCAACACCAUUACCGGUCAAACCGGUUGAACUUGAACAGGGAUAUUUGCCGCGCUUGCGUGAUCUGCAACAAAAACUCGCGGAUAGAGCCGACAAUGAAAAACUCAGAAAUUCAAAACCGAAAUACAUUUCCCCUGAGGAGCUAGCGUCCAUAAGUGAAAAGAAGAAAUCCAUCACUGAGGAGCUGUUUACAGAGAAAGACGAAACUCCAACGCCAAUCGAACGCCCGAGGAUGACCCGACGACGUAGCGAUGCGGAAUUGCUUGAUUUGCUAAAGUCACGUAAAGAUGAAGCGGAUCAAUCAGCCGUUGAGACGGCACAAGAGAUUUCAAGUCUAGCCUCGGACAUUUCGAAGACGUUCGGUGAGGAUGGCGAAGAUGGUGUGAAAACGGGAGGAAAGGUAAAAGGGCCGGAAAGAGAACAACAGAAAGCAAGAGAAGCAGCAGAACAGGAAAAACCCGCCGACACUAAUGAGCAAAAGGUUGAGAAGGAAACGAAGGAACAAGUUAAGGAGGAUACUGAGGAAUCACGCAGGGCAACUUGUCCAGAAUUUUUAGUCAAACUGAAAGACUGUGAAGUAUUGGAAGGUAAAGACAUUAGUCUGGAAAUUGUUGUCAGUGGUGAACCUCGACCUACCGUACAGUGGCUCUUCGACGAACGACUGCUGACUAGUAAUGAUAAACGUCACGUGAUUAUCGCCCAGGGUAGUGUCCACAGUCUUAACAUAAAGAAUAUCCAGAUUGAGGACGAAGGAAUAUAUGAGUGCGUGGCUACCAAUAUCGCAGGAACGGCAAAAUGCGAUUGCGAGGUUCUCGUUGAUGGUUAG